CUCUAUGGCCUUCAUAUUUCCUUUGAAACUACUAGUAGCAGCGGUAGUGGUGGCAGAUUAACUUUAGGAUCCCCAGGAGGAGAGAGAGAGAGAGAGAGAGAGAGAGAGAGAGAUCGGCUUUGUUAUACCAUCUGGAGCACAGAGAGAUCGCCAAUGAGUAAAGAACGAAAUCGGUUUCGCCAUUAAUGAGCUGUUUUGGCCCAAGCGGGAGGGAAAUAGAGAGAGAAGCAAGCAGAGCCAGAAAAGGAGGUUCUGGCGAGGAAUUUGAUGGCGAACAAGGGGAGUUCCAGCCAGGGGCAGCCGCAGCAGAUCUCCUUCGCCAUGAUUCAUCCUUCUUCGUCCUCCUCCUCCGUCAUGCAUGGAAGCUUCAUGAGAAGCAACGAGGCCGGAGCUUACGACUUGGGAGAGCUGGAUCAAGCACUGUUCAUGUAUUUAGAUGGGCAGGAUCACUCAUCAUCGCCGGCUCAAGAACAAAGACAGACUUUGAACAUUUUCCCUUCUCAGCCCAUGCAUGUAGAGCCUUCGACAAAGGGUGGAAUGAGUUUGGACUCUCCAGCAAGCAGUGGCUCUAAGAAGUCAUCGGACCAGGCCAUGGAGUUGGGCGACACUAAAAAUGAUCUCCCGCUUCUGCCUGAGCGAGGAAAGGAUUCCAAAGCAGCAUCGGUUAAGAAGGAAGGGAACGGAAAGGGCACAUCUGGGUCCAAGACAUCAGAUCCUAAGACAUUGAGAAGGCUUGCACAGAAUAGGGAGGCAGCCAGGAAAAGCAGGCUCAGGAAGAAGGCCUACAUUCAACAGCUAGAGACCAGUAGGAUCAAGCUCACUCACCUUGAGCAAGAGCUUCAAAGGGCAAGAUCACAAACGUGCUUAUUGAAGGGUCUAUCAUUUGGUGGUGGAGCUCUCCUCGAGGAUCAAGGCCUCCCCGCCGUCGUCGGCGGGCUCAGCGCAGAUGCAGCCAUGUUCGAUAUGGAAUACAUGAGGUGGCUGGAGGAGCACCAUAGGCUUAUGUGCGAGCUCCGUGCAGCGGUGCAGGAGCACCAGCCGGAGAACCAUCUACGGAUGUUUGUCGACAGUUGCCUCGCGCACCACGAUCAGAUGGUGAAUCUCAAGAACAUCGUCAUCAGGUCGGACGUCUUCCACCUCAUCUCCGGCGUAUGGAUGACCCCCGCCGAGCGCUGCUUCAUGUGGAUGGGCGGCUUCCGCCCCUCCGAGCUCAUCAAGAUGCUUUUGAGCCACAUGGAGCCAUUGACGGAGGAGCAGAUCUUGGGGGUUUGCGGACUGCAGCAGUCGACGCAGGAGACGGAGGAAGCACUUAGCCAAGGACUGGAAGCCCUCAACCAAUCUCUCUCGGACACCAUCACCUCCGACGCGCUGAGCUACCCCUCCAACGUGGCCGAUUACAUGGGUCAGAUGGCCAUGGCCAUGAACAAGCUCACCACCUUAGAGGGCUUCAUUCGACAACAUGAAUGGUUUCAGGCAGAUAACCUGCGGCAGCAGACACUUCACCGGCUUUACCAGAUCUUGACGACCAGGCAGAUGGCACGAUCUUUGCUAGCCAUUGCCGAAUACUUUCACCGGCUCCGUGCGCUGAGCUCCCUUUGGCUCGCUCGACCACGACACGAGUGAGUGGAUCAACCCCUGGCAUUGCGUGCGAGUGGAGAUCAGGCAUUGCACGAGGAUUAACUUUGUUGUUGGCGACCGCCAUCUCUCGGCAAUGAAUUGACUUCCAGAGCGAAGAAAAGAGAGAGAGAGAGAGAGAGAUGCAUUCGAGUCUUAUUUGAAGAUGCAUAGAUGAAUUGAUGGCAAGGUGAAAUACAUUGUGUGGGGGAACGCAUGGUUUAGGUUUGACGUCCUCCUCUCUUUGUUCUCUGGCUUUACUUGUCAAACGAGGAAAUAAUUCUAUGAAAAGUAGGGAUUUUGGCCA
This is a messenger RNA of Musa acuminata AAA Group (dessert banana), 1921 nucleotides long. RefSeq names its product bZIP transcription factor TGA10. The transcript has 11 exons. Gene Ontology annotation, molecular function: sequence-specific DNA binding; DNA-binding transcription factor activity. Gene Ontology annotation, biological process: DNA-templated transcription; regulation of DNA-templated transcription. The record is from RefSeq and is a predicted model, not a curated record. The coding region runs from base 268 to 1623 and encodes 451 amino acids. NCBI's taxonomy places the organism in Eukaryota, Viridiplantae, Streptophyta, Magnoliopsida, Zingiberales, Musaceae.